Molecule: messenger RNA, 3075 nt
Organism: Lasiodiplodia theobromae
Lineage: Eukaryota; Fungi; Ascomycota; Dothideomycetes; Botryosphaeriales; Botryosphaeriaceae
Product: Nuclear serine protease
Exons: 5
Coding region: 1-3075 (1024 amino acids)
Biological process (GO): proteolysis
Molecular function (GO): protein binding; serine-type endopeptidase activity
Source: RefSeq, a predicted model, not a curated record
AUGGACCGCAAGACCCACGACACCCGCAGCAAACGCAAACAGCCCCCGACGCCCUCCAACGACCGGCCCAUGAAGCAGCGCCGCCCCCAGCGCGACGCCCAGGCACAGCCUGGCCAGCAGGACGCCUCCAUGAACGGCGCCAACGGCAAUGGCGUGGACGCGGACUACGACUCGGACGACAUGCGCUCCGUCGCCCACAUUGGCGCAUCCGGCGACACGGUCGAGUGGCAGCGCACCAUCGAAAAGGUCGUCAAGAACGUCGUCUCGAUCCACUUUUGCCAGACGGCCGCCUUUGACACCGACUCAGCCUUGGCCAGCGAAGCCACUGGCUUCGUCGUGGACGCCGAGCGGGGCUACAUUCUCACGAACAGGCACGUCGUCGGCGCCGGCCCCUUUUGGGGAUACGUCAUCUUCGACAACCACGAGGAGGUCGACGUUCACCCGGUCUACCGCGACCCCGUCCACGACUUCGGCCUGCUCAAGUACGACCCCAAGGCCGUAAAGUACAUGGACCUGACGGCGCUGGAGCUGAGGCCGGACCUUGCCCGCGUUGGAGAGGAGAUUAGGGUCGUCGGCAAUGAUGCCGGCGAGAAGCUCAGCAUUCUUUCUGGUGUCAUCAGCCGUCUGGACCGCAAUGCUCCCGAGUACGGAGAAGGCUACAGCGACUUCAACACAAACUACAUUCAGGCUGCCGCCGCCGCCAGCGGUGGCAGUUCCGGCAGUCCCGUCGUGAACCGUGACGGUGCGGCCGUGGCUCUCCAAGCGGGCGGUAGGGCUGACGGAGCUGCGACUGACUAUUUCCUCCCGCUGGACCGCCCGCUCCGUGCCCUGCAGUGUGUUCAGAACGGCGAGCCCGUGACGCGUGGCACCAUCCAGACCCAGUGGAUCCUGAAGCCAUUCGACGAGUGCCGCAGGCUGGGCUUGACCGCCAACUGGGAAGACGCCCUCCGCAAGAAGUUCCCCAAGGAGACGUGUCUUUUGGUCGCCGAGGUGAUCCUCCCGAACGGCCCUGCGGAUGCCAAGAUUCAAGAGGGUGACAUCUUGAUCAAGGUAAACGGCGAGCUCAUCACGCAGUUCAUCCGCCUCGACGACAUUCUGGACUCCAGCGUCGGCGGGUCGAUCAAGCUCUUGAUCCAGCGCCAGGGCUUAGACAUGGAAGUGGAGGUGUCGGUCGGAGAUCUGCACGCCAUCACCCCGGAUCGCUUCGUUUCGGCCGCCGGCGCCUCGUUCCACGAGCUAUCGUACCAGCAGGCCAGGCUGUAUGCCAUCUCCACCAAGGGGAUGGGCGUCUUCGUGUGCGAGGCGGCGGGGUCCUUCCGGUUCGAGGGUAGCGAGUACGGCUGGCUGGUCCAGUCGAUCGACCACAAGGAGACACCGGAUCUCGACACCUUUGUCAAAGUCAUGAAGGAGAUUCCCGACCGCAGCAGGGUCGUCGUCACCUACAAACACAUCCGCGACCUGCACACUUUAAACACCAGCGUCCUAACCAUCGACCGCCAUUGGCACGACAAGAUGAAACUGGCCCGGCGAAACGAUACCACCGGUCUGUGGGACUUUUCGGAUCUCGCGGACCGCAUCCCGCCCAAGCCGCGCGAGCCUCAGCGCGCAAACUUCAUCCGGAUGGACCACGCCCAGCACCCGCAAGCAGUCGACAUCGUGAGGAGCUUCGUCCGGAUAGCUUCGUCCAUGCCGCUCAAGCUCGACGGAUUCCCCCGGUCCAGGAAGGUCGGCUACGGCCUCGUCGUGGAUGCUGAAAAGGGUCUCGUGCUCGUCUCCCGCGCUAUCGUGCCGUACGACCUGUGCGAUAUUCAAAUCACCAUCGCCGAUUCCAUAGUCGUCGAGGGAAGGCCGGUGUUCCUCCACCCCCUGCAAAACUACGCCAUCGUCAAGUACGAUCCCUCGCUCGUCCAAGCCCCAGUGAAGACGGCCAAGCUUUCGGACAAGUUCAUCAAGCAGGGCGAGGACACCAUCUUCUUCGGCUUCAACCAGAACCUUCGCCCCGUCGUGGCCAAGACGGUCGUCACUGACAUCACGACGGUUGCGAUCCCCGCGAGCGCCGCCACGCCGCGCUACCGCGCCAUCAACCUGGACGCCGUUACCGUGGACACGAACCUGGCCGGGCAGUGCGGGAGCGGUGUGCUGAUCGCAGAGGACGGCACCGUCCAGGCCAUCUGGCUAACGUAUCUCGGUGAGCGUGCGUCUCACAGCGGCAAAGACAUGGAGUACCACCUCGGUCUCUCGACGCCCAUGGUCGAACCCGUGCUGCGCCAGCUCCGCAACGGAGUCCAGCCCAAGCUGCGCAUCUUGAACGUCGAGAUGCACACCGUCCAGAUGGACAAGGCCCGCAUCAUGGGGGUUUCUGAAGAAUGGAUACAGCGUGUGGAGCACGAGGAUCCCGAGCGCCACCAGCUCUUCAUGGUGCGCAAGGUCGAUUCCGGACACGAGGGUGGCCUGCUCGAGGGCGACGUCAUCCUGUCCUUCAACGGCAAGCUGAUCACCCGCGUUUCCGACCUCGACAUCAUGUACGACAACGAGCUUCUGGACGCCGUCAUCAUCCGGAAGCAAAAAGAAAUCAGCAUCAAGGUGCCGACCGUACCGACCGAGGAUCUCGAGACCGACCGUGCCGUCCUGUUCUGCGGUGCCAUCCUGCAUCGUCCGCACCACGCCGUGCGUCAGCAAAUCAGCAAGGUUCACUCGGACAUUUACGUCUCUGGUCGGAUGCGCGGAUCUCCCGCUUGCGCUUACGGCCUCGCGCCCACGAACUUUUUGACUCACGUCAACGGAGUACCAACACCCGACCUCUCUUCAUUCUUGCGCGAGGUCAAGAAGAUCCCGGACAACACGUACUUCCGCCUAAAGGUCAUGACUUUCGACAACGUACCGUGGGUCGCGACGAUGAAGAAGAACGAGCAUUACUUCCCCACGAUCGAGUUCGUCAAGGACGAGGCGGAGGAACUGCGUUGGAAGCGCAUCGUACACGAGUGCGAGGAAGGGGGCGCGAAAGAGAUGAUGAGCGCCGUCACGGACACUGCAGCCGGGGAGGAGGGAGCGGAAAUUCCGGAAAGACUCAAGUAG